AUGUCUACCAGAAAGUUGAAAGUCGGCUGCGCAGGCCUGGGUCGCAUGGGCAAACGCCAUGCCCUAAACUUUCUCCAACGGACCCCCCGGGCCGAGCUGGUUGCUGCCAGCUCCCCGGAUGAUAUAGAGCUGGAGUGGGCCAGGGUUCACCUGGCCCCGUACGGCGUGAAGCUCUACAAGAACUACGAUGACAUGCUCAAACACGAAGGUUUGGAGGCCGUAGUCGUGGCCUCUGCCACGGCUGUGCAUCCGGAGCAAGCAAUCAAAGCAAUGGACGCCAAUAAGCAUGUCCUCUGCGAGAAGCCAUUGUCUACCAGCGUUGAACUCUCUCAAGCCGUCCUUGACGCAGCCAACAGGAAGCCCGAGCUCAAGGUGAUGUGCGGGUUCUCCCGCCGCUUCGACGCCUCCUACCGCGAUGCCUACACCAAGAUGUCGGCGGGCACCAUCGGCGCACCGGCCGUGAUACGCAGCCAGACAUGCGACAAGCUCGACCCGUCCGGCUUCUUUGUCGCCUACGCCGAGUUCUCCGGCGGCAUUUUCGUCGACUGCUCGAUCCACGACAUCGACCUGGCGCUGUGGUUCCUCGGCCAGGACAGCAAGGUCAAGUCCGUCACCGCCGUGGGCAUCACGGCCGUCGAGCCGGACCUGCGCAAGCACAACGACCGCGACAACGCCGUCGGCGUCGUCGAGUUCCACAACGGCACGAUCGUCUACCUCUACGCGUCGCGCAUGAUGGCCGCCGGCCAGGAGGAUACCACCGAGAUCAUCGGCCCCCAGGGCAAGCUGAGCAUCAACACCCAGCCGGCCAUGAACCUGGUCAACGUCUCCGACAGCUCGGGCGUGCGCCGCGAGAUUCCCCAGACCUACUACGACCGGUUCGAGCAUGCGUUCGUCACGGAGGCGAACGAGUUCACCGCCUCGUGCCUGGAUAACACGGAUGUCCCGCUGAAGCUGGAGGGCGCGGUGCAGGCUGUCCAGAUCGGAAGCGCGCUCCAGGAGUCCAUGAUUACCGAGCAGAAGAUCUUUUUCGACGCAGAGGGCAACCGUAUCAACAAGUCGAAGCUAUAG
Messenger RNA from Aspergillus clavatus NRRL 1, 1068 nucleotides. Its product is annotated as putative NAD binding Rossmann fold oxidoreductase. The transcript is spliced from 2 exons. Gene Ontology annotation, cellular component: cytoplasm. Lineage: Eukaryota; Fungi; Ascomycota; Eurotiomycetes; Eurotiales; Aspergillaceae. Gene Ontology annotation, molecular function: nucleotide binding; oxidoreductase activity. The record is from RefSeq and is a predicted model, not a curated record. Gene Ontology annotation, biological process: NADPH regeneration. The coding region runs from base 1 to 1068 and encodes 355 amino acids.